Molecule: messenger RNA, 1275 nt
Organism: Aspergillus welwitschiae
Lineage: Eukaryota; Fungi; Ascomycota; Eurotiomycetes; Eurotiales; Aspergillaceae
Product: NAD(P)/FAD-dependent oxidoreductase
Exons: 1
Coding region: 1-1275 (424 amino acids)
Cellular component (GO): cytoplasm
Molecular function (GO): flavin adenine dinucleotide binding; electron-transferring-flavoprotein dehydrogenase activity
Source: RefSeq, a predicted model, not a curated record
AUGACCACCGACAAAACAAUAACAAUCCCCAUAAUCGGCGCCUCCUUCGCCGGCCUCACCACCGCCCACUCCCUCCUCUCCCACUUCACCACCAACAAAUCCAAAAGCAUCAAAAUAAAAAUCCUCCUCAUCAACCCCACCCCCAACUUCUACUGGGCCAUCGCCGCCCCACGCAUCCUCACCAAGCCAACUGCCUUCUCCGAAUCACAGUACCUCAUCCCGAUCGCCGACGGGUUCGCAAAAUACUCCCCCGAGGUAUUCGAAUUCAUCCUAGGAAGAGCUACAUCUCUCGACUUCGAGAAUAAACUCCUCCAGGUCGAGGAAUCCACCACCAACAACACCAACAAGGCCCUGAGAGAAAUCAAAUACGACUACCUCGUCAUCGCAUCAGGAAGCACCCCCUCCGCAUCAUCCUCAUCACCACUAUUCCCCGGUGAAACCGAAAACAAAGAUGCAGAUAGGAAAGAAAUGAUCUACCCCUUCAAACUCUCCCCCACCUCCACAUCCACAAUAACAGAGACAAUCCAAUCCGCACAAUCCACCAUCUCCACCUCCAAAAAAAUCACCAUCAUCGGCGCCGGCCCCAUCGGGGUAGAACUCGCCGGUGAACUUGCCGACCUCACUUCUUCUGCUUCCGAAGAGAAGAAGGAUAUCACUUUGAUUUCCUCAACACCGCGCAUUCUUCCCAUCUUGAAAGAAUCCGCGAGCGGGACGGCGACGUCUCUCCUCACGAGUAAAGGCGUGCGAGUUCUCGCCAAUACCAAGGUUAUUUCUGUCUCUUCGAAAGCAGGAGGUGGGUAUGAACUCAAGUUCGAGAAUGGGGAGACGAUGGAUACGGAUAUUUAUAUCCCUACGAUUGGAGUCCUACCUAAUACUUCUUACAUCCCCGGGGAGGUGUUGGAUGAGAAGGGCUGGGUGAGGGUGGAUUCGGAGUUGAAAGUGGUGGGUGUGGAUGGGGUGUAUGCGGCUGGGGAUGUUACGGAUUGUAAGCAGAAGUUGUCGUUCAAGGCGGAUGAGAUGGCGGGGGUGGUGGUGGGGAAUUUGGUGAAUGAUAUUGAUAAUAGUGCUGGGAAGGGGGGGAGGGGGUGGUGGAGGGGGUGUGGUGGUGGGAGGAAGACGUAUGAUGAAGGGACGGAGGUGAUGAUGGUGGUGCCCGUGGGAAGUUCUGGGGGGACGGGACAGGCGUUUGGGUUGGUGUUGUUUAGUUUUAUGGUGUGGUUGGCGAAGGGGAGGGAUUAUUUUAUUUGGAAGGCUAGGGGGUAUGUGUUUAAAUAG